This is a messenger RNA of Esox lucius (northern pike), 1932 nucleotides long. RefSeq names its product neurofilament light polypeptide (gene ccdc92bb). Bases 419 to 1378 code for a protein of 319 amino acids. The transcript is spliced from 4 exons. The record is from RefSeq and is a predicted model, not a curated record. NCBI's taxonomy places the organism in Eukaryota, Metazoa, Chordata, Actinopteri, Esociformes, Esocidae.
UCUGCACAACGCCCGUUCCGGUGAGGAACCUUCACGAUGCUUUGUUAUGGAUACGGCCGUGGAGUCGCCACGGUUCGAUACCGACCAAUCAGAGCUGGUCGCUAUUUGUUUUUUUAGAAAUUACAUCGCAUCUCGGUGACAGCCGCACAACUACGUGAUUACGAAAAUGGUCAGAAACUACGACGGAGGACAUCGGGUCAGUGUGGUUGUUCUAGCAAUGUGAUAAUGUGCAGCCUAGUUGAGCGGCCUCGCCAGUAUCUUCGUUUGUUGGAUCAGAGGUCUAUGAACAAUCUCAGGGAAUGCUGUGAAAUGGAAGUCGUUUUGCCCUCCUGAGUUCUGAAAACGCGGUUUGAUCCUCGAUCACGUCACCACGCUCCUCCCUGGCAGCUGCAGAGUCUGUGCAGAGGGUGUGAUUACCAUGGAGACAGUGAGGUUGGAGCAGCAGGUGGCUAGCGCUGAGAGGGGUGUGGCCUUUCUGAAACAGGAACACCUGGCCAUGCUGACCGGCCUGCAGCUGGAGAUCAGAAAACUGAGGAGGCGUUGCCAGGAACUGUGCUGUGAGCUGGACACCAGGUACCCUGACAGAGCCAAAGACGAGAAAGAAGCAGAGUUGGCUGCCCGUUGCCUGGCUGCGGAGCGACUCUUGGCCGAGCAGCAGUGUAUGUUGGGAGUGGCUUGCAUGAAGCUGCGUCAGCGGCAGGCACGGGCAGCAGCUUUGGGGAGGAGCCUUAAGCAGGAAGAACGCCACUUCCUGGAUGAGCUGAAACGCCGUGGCCACAAGAUCACCUCUCUGAGCCGCGAGCUGCAGCGUCAAAACUUUACCACCACUGCACUCUGCCAAGAGCUGCAUGCUGCACAGCUCCUUCUCUACAAGCAGAGCCGAGGAGAGGCAGGACAGGCGAGGGAGGAGGUGAGGGCAGAAACAGAGGAUGGAGAAACAGGGGAGGGAGAAACAGGGGAGGGAGAAACUGAGGAGGGAGAAAGAGAGGAGGGGGUGGCCACACCGCUCAGACUGUACCAGCAAAACCAGGGAGAGGGAGAUGAAAAUGGAGAAGAUGAAGAGGAAGAAGAUGAGGAUGAGGAGGAUGACGAGGACUGGCUUCUGUCCCCGCCUCCUCCAUCCUCUCCCAGCCAGUUGGAGGGCAGACGCAGAGUGAGGGACGAGUGGGUCCGUGCGUGCGUUCCUCAGGAGGUGGUGACCUCCCCUCGGAGGGCGUGCCCCAUGCCCGACCCUGCCUUUUUCCUCUACCCACUCAGACAACGGCUUCUGCCAUGGAACAGACCAAUCAGAGUUCAGGAACGGGAAGGUGGAGCAGACAGGAGGGGAGGAGGAGAGAGAGUGGACAUGGGUGGAGUUGAUGGAGAGACGGCACUGUGAUGGGGGAUUUGUCGGAAGGAUGGUUUAGAUUGAGGAGGAAGAGGAAAGUGGGAGACUGGGAGGAAUGGUGGGGAGGAAAUGAAAAACAGCUCUAGGAAGGCCCAAUGAAGGAGAGUUCUAUGAGGGAGGACAUCUGGUUGGUCCAUUAGCUGAUUGACUGUUCAGUGGAGGAAAAACUGACAGGAAUGAGAGGGAGAAAUGGGAGAAGGAGAGGAAAGGGAAAGAAAGCAAGCAAGACCCUGUUCUAAUAUUUCCUUGGCCCAUCCCCCUCAGAUUUGAGGAACACUUGCUUCUAGGACUGAACCAAACUCAUGAAAGUCAACAUUUGUCUAGAAUGGAAGUGUAUCAAUGACACAAGAACUGCUUUCUGUUUCCACCAUGGUUGUCACACACCAGUCAUUCUGUGUUUUGGCAUAUGCUGUAUGUGUAUCCACAUUUCUGAAGUGAAAGAUGAGAACCAUGUUGGUUUAUUUUUAGCUUAUGUCUGAUCAUUUGACAUUCAUCUAAGUUUUAAAACCAGUGUUGUUGCUGUAACAUUAAAGUUAUGCAGCGAU